Molecule: messenger RNA, 2124 nt
Organism: Naumovozyma dairenensis CBS 421
Lineage: Eukaryota; Fungi; Ascomycota; Saccharomycetes; Saccharomycetales; Saccharomycetaceae
Gene: ENP2
Product: ribosome biosynthesis protein ENP2
Exons: 1
Coding region: 1-2124 (707 amino acids)
Biological process (GO): maturation of SSU-rRNA from tricistronic rRNA transcript (SSU-rRNA, 5.8S rRNA, LSU-rRNA)
Cellular component (GO): nucleus; 90S preribosome; nucleolus
Molecular function (GO): protein binding
Source: RefSeq, a predicted model, not a curated record
AUGGUUCUAAAAUCCACAUCAGCCAGUGAUGUAUCAGUGUAUCAAGUUUCUGGUACCAAUUCAGCACGUUCCCUACCAGAUUGGAUAGCCAAGAAACGUAAGCGUUCCUUAAAGAAUGAUUUAGAAUAUCAAAAUCGAGUAGAAUUAAUUCAAGAUUUCGAGUUCAGUGAGGCAUCCAAUAAAAUUAAAGUCUCACCAGAUGGCCAAUAUGCAAUGGCUACUGGCACUUAUAAACCACAAAUCCACGUUUAUGAUUUUGCCAAUUUAUCUUUGAAAUUUGAUAGACAUACUGAUUCUGAAAAUGUGGAUUUCAUAAUGAUCUCUGACGAUUGGACUAAGAGUGUUCAUCUACAAAAUGAUAGAAGCAUUCAGUUCCAAAAUAAAGGCGGGUUACAUCAUACUACAAGAAUACCAAAAUUUGGUAGAAGUUUAGCAUAUAAUAAGGUUAACUGUGAUUUAUUCGUAGGUGCUAGUGGAAAUGAAUUAUAUAGAUUGAACCUAGAGCAAGGUAGAUUCUUGAAUCCAUUCAAGACGGAUACUGAAGGUGUCAAUCAUGUUUCAAUAAGUGAUGCCAAUGGGCUAAUCUCUGUUGGGAUGGAAGAUAAUGUUGUUGAAUUUUGGGAUCCCAGAGCUCGUUCAAGAGUUGCAAAAUUAUUUUUAGAAAAUGAAUUGGAAAAUAGUUCAUUUCAGGUAACUACCACUAGUUUUCGUAAAGAUGGACUAAAUUUUGCUUGUGGGACUUCAAAUGGGUACACUUACCUCUAUGAUUUACGUACGUCAGCACCUACUACUGUUAAAGAUCAAGGUUAUGGCUUUGAGAUUAAAAAGAUUAUUUGGUUAGAUGAUGUCGGGACUGAAAAUAAAAUUUUGACAAGUGAUAAAAGAAUUGCGAAAAUAUGGGACAGAGUCGAUGGGAAGGCAUACGCAUCUAUGGAACCCAAUGUCGAUAUCAAUGAUAUCGAACAUCUUCCAGGCACCGGUAUGUUUUUUACAGCCAAUGAAGGUAUCCCAAUGCAUACUUACUAUAUUCCUAAUUUAGGUCCUUCACCACGUUGGUGUUCAUUCUUAGAUUCUAUCACUGAGGAAUUAGAAGAGAAGCCAAGUGACUCUAUUUAUUCCAACUAUAGAUUUAUUACAAGGACUGAUGUUAAGAAAUUGAGUUUGUCUCAUUUGAUAGGUUCCAAUGUAUUAAGAGCCUAUAUGCAUGGGUUCUUUAUUGACACCGAGCUUUACGAUAAGGUCGCAUUGAUUGCUAAUCCAAAUGCCUACAAAGAUGAAAGAGAAAGAGAAAUUAGACGUAGAAUCGAAAAGGAAAGAGAAUCAAGAAUCAGAACAUCAGGUGCUGUUGUUAAACCUAAGAUUAAAGUCAAUAAAUCUCUUGUGGAUAAAUUAUCCCAAAAGCGUGGUGAUAAAGCAGUUGAGAAAGUGCUUACAGAUGACCGUUUCAAAGAAAUGUUUGAAGAUGAAGAUUUCCAAGUUGAUGAAGAUGCAUAUGAUUACAAACAAUUGAAUCCAGUCAAAUCUGCUAGAGAAACUGAAGAAGGUGCCGCUAAACGUAUUAGAGCAUUGACUGCUGCUGAAGAAUCAGACGAAGAAAGAAUUGCAAUUAGAGAAGGUAAAUACGAUAGUAAUGAUGAGGAUGAAUCUAGCGAAGAAGAAGAAGAUGAUGAAGAAGAAGAUGAUGAAGAAGAAGGCGAACGUAAAACGAAUAAACCAAGCGAAAAGGACAAGAAGACGAUACAGAAACAAUUAAAGUCUAUUGAACGUAGAAAGAAAGCUAAACAAGAGAGUGACAAAUUCAUAAAUGAGAUGAGUGUGGGUGCCACGGCCUCACAAGAACAAACUACAGGUAAGGUGACCUUUGCGGAUCAAGUCCAAGAAUUGAAUGCGGAGGAGCAAGAAAGGAAAUCAGAUGAGUCAAUCUUACACCGUAACCAUCGUGGUGAAGCCGAAUUGACGUUCGUACCAAAGAAAACAAAGAAACCGAAGAAGGUAAAGAAACAAAAUGGAUCAGGUAGCGAUGAUGACGAAGAUGAUGACGAGAAUAAGAGGGACAAUGGUAGGACCAAACAAAGAUAUGAUAGCAGAAGAAGAGCAAGUAAGAACGUCUUCCGUGGGAUGUGA